Messenger RNA from Acanthocheilonema viteae, 978 nucleotides. The record is from the annotation of a GenBank genome assembly. NCBI's taxonomy places the organism in Eukaryota, Metazoa, Nematoda, Chromadorea, Rhabditida, Onchocercidae.
AUGAGUACGCCUGUACGAUCCUCACUUGCUGAUGAAACGAAACAUGAAGCUUCACCUGUUAAUAAAAAAUUAAAGACAGAAGUCGCAGGCACUAUUAUUGCCUGGCCAGGAGAUAACGAACAAUUGUCACAAUUCAUGACAGUCCUGCAAGUGGAAGUAACGUGGGGUAUCGCACUAACUGAACAGAGUAUAAAUGCGAAGCGUGGUGGCGAAAUGACCCGAGCCUCGGCACCAAUCUCUGCUGCACCCACUACGAGAGCAGCCCUGAGAAAUGGACACAUAGUCGUGAUGACAACUGCACAUCGGCCAACAUUUGAACCGGCACGUGGUGGGUCUGGCAGAAAUGAGGGCGAUCUUGCGAAGCUGUCGCAGCAGUAUUCAAGCAAGGAUAUGCCAUCGCAUACGAAACUUAAAUACCGUCAAAAGGGUCAAGGCCAUGCAGAAGAUAUGAAGUCGCGGGAUUUGCGUCGCGAAUUGGAGGAAAAAGAGAAAAAUGUAGGACGUGAACGAAGAAGUCGGGAAAGUGGUUGGAAUAUGCAAAAAAAACCAAGAUUGGAGGGGAGCUCAGCACCAAAUGUUCAAGACGAGGAUGACCCAUAUGAUGACGAUAUCAAUGACAAUUCCGAUGACGAUGAAGAUGACGCCGCGGAAUUGAUGGCCGAAUUGGCUAGAAUUAAGAAGGAACGAGCACUAGAAAAGGCUCAGCGUGAUGCGGCAUUAGCUGAAGAACAGGAACGAAUCAGAACCGAAAACAUUCUACACGGAAAUCCAUUACUCAAUUUUGAGGCAUCAGAUUUCAAAGUACGUUUGUCAACAGUGAGACGUAAUAUACUGCAAGUGAAACGGCGGUGGGAUGAUGACGUAGUUUUCAAGAACUGUGCGAAAGGUAUCGAAGAGCGUAAAAAGGAACAGGUUUUUAUUAAUGACGCUAUUCGCUCUGAAUUUCAUAAGAAGUUUAUGGAGAAAUAUAUCAAAUGA